Chanos chanos (milkfish) is the source of this 1827-nucleotide messenger RNA. RefSeq names its product sodium- and chloride-dependent GABA transporter 2-like. The record is from RefSeq and is a predicted model, not a curated record. Bases 1 to 1827 code for a protein of 608 amino acids. Lineage: Eukaryota; Metazoa; Chordata; Actinopteri; Gonorynchiformes; Chanidae. Gene Ontology annotation, biological process: amino acid transport; nitrogen compound transport; sodium ion transmembrane transport. The transcript has 15 exons. Gene Ontology annotation, cellular component: plasma membrane; cell projection. Gene Ontology annotation, molecular function: gamma-aminobutyric acid:sodium:chloride symporter activity.
AUGAAAGGAGACGCAGGUCUAGCAGGGCUCCCCGCUGUGAACAGUAGAUCCCAUGAUGUUUCUGACCCUGAGAAAAUACAGGAGAGGGGCCAGUGGAGCAAUAAACUGGAGUUUGUGUUAUCUGUAGCUGGGUCCAUCAUUGGACUGGGUAACAUGUGGCGUUUCCCGUACCUGUGCUAUAAGAAUGGAGGAGGUGCCUUUCUCAUUCCGUAUCUGAUUUUCCUGUUCACCUGUGGGGUCCCUGUAUUUUUCUUGGAGACAUCUUUGGGACAGUUCACAAGUGAAGGAGGCAUCACUUGCUGGAGAAAAAUAAGCCCCCUCUUUGAGGGUAUAGGAUAUGGUACACAGGUCAUUGUGGUCCUACUGAAUUUUUACUAUAUCAUAGUUCUGGCCUGGGCUAUUUUCUACCUGUACUUCUCCUUCUCAUGGGAACUGCCAUGGUCCUCCUGCACCAACACCUGGAAUACAGAAACUUGUGUGGAACUACAUAGAAGAAAUGAUUCAGUCAACUUUACACAGCCCACCAAUGCCACAUCUCCUGUCAUAGAGUUUUGGGAGAGAAGAGCUUUACGGCUCUCCUCAGGCAUCGAUAACAUGGGCUCUCUCAACUGGGAUUUGGCUCUCUGUCUAUUGAUAGCUUGGGUGUUGUGCUACUUCUGCAUUUGGAAAGGUGUCAAGUCCACUGGAAAGGUGGUGUACUUCACUGCUACCUUUCCCUAUGUCAUGCUUGUGGUUCUGCUCAUUCGAGGGGUUACGUUGCCGGGGGCUGCCAAUGGUAUUAAAUUCUACUUGUAUCCAGACCUGGGACGUCUAGCAGAUCCUCAGGUUUGGAUGGAUGCAGGGACACAAAUCUUCUUCUCCUAUGCCAUCUGCUUAGGGUGCCUCACAGCUUUGGGGAGCUACAACAAGUAUAACAACGACUGUUACAGAGACUGCUUGGCCUUAUGCUUUUUGAACAGCGGAACAAGCUUUGUUGCUGGAUUUGCAAUAUUCUCUAUACUGGGGUUCAUGUCUUUUGAGCAGAAUGUGCCCAUCUCAGAAGUAGCAGAAUCAGGACCUGGUCUCGCCUUCAUAGCAUAUCCUCGUGCCGUGGCUAUGAUGCCCUUUUCCCCUCUGUGGUCCUGUUUUUUCUUCAUUAUGAUUGUCUUACUGGGCCUGGACAGCCAGUUUGUGUGUGUUGAGAGCUUGGUAACAGCCAUUGUGGACAUGUAUCCUGCCGUGUUUCGCCGUAAGCAUCGCAGAGAACUGUUCCUGCUGGCUGUGUCUUUAGUCUCCUUCCUGAUGGGCCUAGUCAUGCUAAUGGAGGGGGGAAUGUAUGUCUUCCAACUCUUUGACUACUAUGCUGCAAGUGGCAUGUGUCUUCUCUUCAUGGCCAUAUUCGAGACAGUUUGCAUCGCUUGGGCCUAUGGUGCUGAUCGCUUCUAUGAUGAUAUUGAGGAUAUGAUUGGCUAUCGUCCAGGACCUGCUAUCAAAUACUGCUGGCUAUAUAUCACCCCAGUUACCUGCAUUGGGACCUUUGCUUUCUCUCUUAUCAAAUACACUCCUCUCAAAUACAACAAUGUAUAUGUGUAUCCUUGGUGGGGUUAUAUGGUGGGCUGGCUGCUGGCUCUGGCCUCCAUGAUUUGUAUCCCACUUUGGAUGGUUUUCAAAAUCAGCACCACGGAAGGAACACUGAGAGAACGAAUUAAAAUCCUUGUCAGACCAUCCUCUGAUUUACCCAAAACAAGAAAGGAACAGGAGAGACUUCUGGCUAUCUUUGCCCCAGAAGAACCAGAUUCUCCCAACAGAGAAGACCUCCCCACACAUGAGAAAGACUCCGGGUGUUAG